Molecule: messenger RNA, 2761 nt
Organism: Spirodela intermedia
Lineage: Eukaryota; Viridiplantae; Streptophyta; Magnoliopsida; Alismatales; Araceae
Source: the annotation of a GenBank genome assembly
AUGGGCAAUACAUGCCGUGGCUCAUUCGGCAGCAAGAACUUUCAGGGGUACGCGGAACCGAGGGAAAGCUCGUCGCCGCCUAAGCGCCGCCGCCACUCCUCCGACAACCAGUUACGCACCAGCGUGGCGGCGUCUCGCCCCGAGACGGUGGCUCCCUUCGAGGCGGUGGCAGACGGCCACAAGAGCAACCUCAUCCCUUCCGUGGUGAGCCCCACCAUGAAACGCAGCGUUGACCCCCAUUCCUCUUCGGUGCUCGGGCACCAGACGGCCAACAUCCGGGACCUGUACGUCCUCGGCCGGACGCUCGGACAGGGGCAAUUCGGCACGACGUUUUACUGCAGGGAGAUCUCCACGGGGAUCGAGUACGCCUGCAAAUCCAUCUCCAAGAGGAAGCUCAUCUCCAAGGAGGACGUCGACGAUGUGCGGAGGGAGAUCCAGAUAAUGCAUCACCUCUCCGGGCACAAGAACGUGGUCACCAUCAAGGGCGCGUACGAGGAUGCCCUCUACGUUCACAUCGUCAUGGAGCUCUGCGCGGGCGGAGAGCUCUUCGACAGGAUCAUACAGAGGGGCCACUACAGCGAGAGGAAGGCGGCGGAGCUCACCAAGAUCAUCGUCGGAGUUGUGGAGGCCUGCCACUCGCUCGGCGUCAUGCACAGGGACCUGAAGCCCGAGAAUUUCUUGCUGGUCAACAAGGACGACGACUCCUCCCUCAAGGCCAUAGACUUUGGGCUCUCGGUUUUCUUCAAACCUGGUAUUGAAAUUCGUAGAUUCAAGCUUUCUUCUGUUCCCCCGCCGAGUUCCCCAGUUCUUCUAUCCGUUCAGCCUCUGUUCUCGUUUCGAACGCAGCAUAUCAUCCUGACCUCUCCAUCUCCCUCAAUAGAUCGCCCCUUCUGCACAGCUCUGAGCGAUGAAGUGUGAAGAUGACCCGGAUCAUCGUGCAAAUCGCGGGAAACGAUGCCUGUCGUAGUUAUCCCUCCACGAGUGUUAUCCAUCUCUCUCCUGUGAGAAACCUUAUUCCGUUGACUUGAGCACGGAAGAACUGUGACCCUGUUCACUAUGCUCCAUGACCCGGAAUCCCAUUGCUCGACAGGAAGUUUGAUUCCCAUUAACCAUUGCAUCGAAGAGAUAACACGAUCACGGGCUCUCCCAUGAAUCACUAUUCAGCUCCGAGCCUUCUUUUUUUCACUUUCUUCUCUUCUGUCGAUUAGGCCUCCAGAUCGAUCAAUUCUCUGCCUUUCAGUGCAGCAACUCCCAGCUCCAAAACAUGCAUCUCCGAUUCUUUGCGUCUAUAUCUGAACGAAUUGUGCCCAUUUACUGCAGGCCAGACCUUCAACGACGUCGUGGGAAGCCCAUAUUAUGUUGCUCCUGAGGUCCUGUGCAAGCACUACGGGCCGGAGGCCGACGUUUGGACGGCCGGCGUCAUAGUCUAUAUACUGCUGAGCGGUGUUCCCCCUUUCUGGGCCGGUACGCAUUUUCCCCCCCACCAUUUUUAAUGUACUUAAUGUAAUCAUAAGACAAUCUAGAUGACCUCCUCUGGGCUAAAUUUUAUUUAUUUAUUUAUUUAUUUAUUUAUCUCUUCUGCCAGAGACCCAGCAGGGGAUAUUUGACGCAGUUCUCAAGGGAUACAUUGACUUUGAGUCAGAUCCAUGGCCUUUAAUCUCCGCCAGCGCCAAAGAUCUCAUCAGGAAGAUGCUCUGCCCUCGCCCCUCUGAACGACUGAAAGCCCACGAAGUCCUCUGUAAGUCUGCCCGCCCACCUUUCUCUUCUCCAGCUCCGAAUCUGUCUUGACAACCCGUCGGAGUUCAUGUGAGAUCUGGUUUCCUCCUGUUCUUCAGGCCAUCCGUGGAUUUGUGAGAAUGGAGUCGCCCCCGACAGAGCCCUGGAUCCAGCGAUCCUCUCUCGGCUCAAACAGUUCUCCGCGAUGAACAGGUUGAAGAAGAUGGCUCUGAGAGUAAGCCCCUCGAUCUUGCUUCUCCGUAGAUGACUCUUCUUCUCAGUUCCCAGUUCGAUCAGAUCAGUCUUCUUCUUUCUGCGCCCACUGUUCAUUCUUAUCCUUGUGUCUAGGUUAUUGCCGACAGCCUCUCGGAGGAGGAAAUCGCCGGUCUGAGGGAGAUGUUCCAGGCGAUGGACACAGACAGCAGCGGCGCCAUCACCUUCGACGAGCUCAAGGCCGGCCUCAGGAGAUACGGUUCCACCAUGAAAGAAUCAGAGAUCCGCGACCUCAUGCAUGCAGUGAGUCCAUCCUCAUGCAUAUAGGUUUUUUCUUCCCAUGUUUGUGGAGUUUCUUUAUCUGGUGGGUUUCUUCAGGCCGACGUGGACAACAGCGGGACGAUCGACUACGGGGAAUUCAUCGCCGCCACGUUGCACAUCAACAAGCUGGAGCGGGAGGAGCAUCUGGUCGCCGCCUUCUCCUACUUCGACAAGGACGGCAGCGGCUACAUCACAGUGGACGAGCUCCAGCAGGCAUGCAAGGAGCAUAACAUGACAGACGCCUUCCUGGAGGACGUGAUCAAGGAGGUGGAUCAGGAUAACGUGGGUGAUCGAUUAAUCGACUGACUCUUUAGUUGACUAUCUUCAGUUUAGACCCUACUUAUUGUUUGACCGAUGCAUUCGUUGACUUAUUCUCCUGGUUCAGGAUGGCCGCAUCGACUACGGCGAGUUUGUGGCCAUGAUGCAGAAGGGAAGCAACAUGGGGAUCGGCAGGCGAACUAUGAGGAACAGCAUCAACAUGAGCAUGAGAGAUUCCCCCAUCUUCCCGUGA